Molecule: messenger RNA, 2010 nt
Organism: Olea europaea var. sylvestris
Lineage: Eukaryota; Viridiplantae; Streptophyta; Magnoliopsida; Lamiales; Oleaceae
Product: serpin-ZX-like
Exons: 2
Coding region: 313-1395 (360 amino acids)
Molecular function (GO): serine-type endopeptidase inhibitor activity
Source: RefSeq, a predicted model, not a curated record
UUAUUUGCCUUGGCCCAUUUGGAAAAGUGUUUUUUGGCACGAUCUUGUGAUGACCUAAAGUCCACCAAUACUUGGCAUCCCAGGCAGCCGUUUCUUUGAGUUUGAAUGAGGGUUUGUGUGUUUGCAAAGAGGAGAGAAAUACAAAUAGAGAGGCAGCCGAGUUUGUGAUAAGAUCUAUCAUUGUUUGUGGUUUCCUCUUGUUUUUCUUCUCUACCUUAGUGGCUGCAAACUAACCACCAUUUCAUCUCCUUUGGGCUGAAAGGGAUUGCACGACAAAAAGAAAGAAAAGACAAGAAAAAGUGCUUAAACAUAAUGCACUCCGUGCAGAGAGUAUUAAGGCAAGCUCACAUAGGUACCAAACAACUGAUCCAUUCUGUGUUUCCAAGAACCCCUCCAAUCUGUCGCUCGAGAAACUUAGCAACGCACGGAUCAACAAUGGACAUUCGGGAAUCCAUUAGUAACCAGACUGACGUUUCUUUGUUUCUUGCAAAGCACUUGGUUUCUACCAAGGCCAAGGACGCCAACCUGGUGUUCUCGCCGGUGUCGAUUCAUGUUGUGCUGGGCUUGAUCGCUGCCGGGUCUAAAGGCAACACGCUAGACCAGCUUCUCAGUUUUCUCAAGUCCACGGGAACCGAAGAGGUUAAUUCUCUUUCAUCCCAGCUCGUCACUCUCGCGUUCGCUGACGGUUGUUCGCUUGGUGGGCCCCAGUUGUCCUUCGCCAAUGGCGUUUGGAUUGAUCGGAGUCUUUGCCUGAAGCCCACGUUUAAAGAAAUUGUCGAUAAUUCUUAUAAGGCUGCUGCCAGAAAUGUUGAUUUUCAGACAAAGGCUGUCGAGAUAACAAAAGAGGUGAAUAUGUGGGCUGAAAAGGAAACAAGUGGCCUUAUCAAGGAAAUUCUUCCAUCUGGCUCAGUUGAUAAUUCUACGAGGCUCAUUUUUGCAAAUGCAGUUUAUUUUAAAGGAGCCUGGAAUGAGAAGUUUGAUGCUUCAAAAACGAAAGAUGACAAUUUUUUACUCCAAGAUGGGACCUCGGUGCAAGUACCUUUCAUGACAAGCGAAGAGGAGCAAUAUAUACGUGCCUUCGAUGGUUUUAAAGUUUUAGGUCUUCCAUACAAGCAAGGCGACGACAAACGCAAGUUCUCCAUGUAUUUCUUUCUUCCAGAUGCCAAAGAUGGACUGCCAGCUUUAGUUGAAAAAUUCAGCUCUGAACCCAGAUUUUUAGAGAAUCACCUCCCGCAUCGACGAGUAGAAGUGGGUGCCUUUCGUAUUCCAAAAUUCAAGAUAUCUUUUGGGUUUGAAGCUUCUGAACUCCUCAAGGGACUGGGAUUGGUCUUGCCUUUUUCUAGUGGACUCACUGAAAUGGUUGACACUUCCAGUGGUGAGAACCUUUGUGUUUAGAGCAUUUUCCACAAAUCAUUUAUUGAGGUAAAUGAGGAAGGCGUAGAAGCUGCAGCUGCUACUGCUGGUGUCUUGAUGGUGACUAGUUUGAGAAGGAAGUAUAAGUUGGAUUUUGUGGCUGACCAUCCAUUCUUGUUUGUGGUAAGAGAAGAUAAGACCAGGUUUUUACUAUUUGUUGGGCAGAUUCAUAAUCCCAUCUCCGGUUAAUAUAUAUGUACACACAAGUAUCUGUAAAUAAGCAUGCGUAGGUAGAUGAAGGCUUACAUAUGUAAGUUAUAUAUAUUAUAUUCCUCUCGUAAUCGGUAUCACGACGUCCUUUUACCAAGAUUAUUGACAUAUUUUCUUGCCAAUGGAAGGCUACAAUAGACGAUGGUAACUUUGAGUAAAAUUUGGAUUCAGAAUUUCAAAAAUGGUUUGCGUUAUUGUAUGCAAUCUGCCUCCACUUUUCUCAAUCUGCAACAAGCAUUUAUCAGCUGGCAAUUGUAUAUUCCUCGAAAUGCUACCCUUAAUUCGCUGAAUUUUCUAGAUACAUGUUGCAAUUAACACCGACCCUUUCCAUGUUAUACCCCAUGGUUGCCCCAAAACCUAGAUGACAUAUCAGAGAAAUAUAAUUGG